Messenger RNA from Anthostomella pinea, 540 nucleotides. The record is from the annotation of a GenBank genome assembly. NCBI's taxonomy places the organism in Eukaryota, Fungi, Ascomycota, Sordariomycetes, Xylariales, Xylariaceae.
AUGCUUUCGCGCGUCAGCUUCCGGACCGCGCUACCCGCGCCCCAGCGAACAUGUGCAGCGCGACGAACCUUCGCGCUGUCAGCCCGUCUCCGUGACGCCGCGGCAGCCAACGGCGACAAGACCCCAAUCACCAAGGGCGAGACGACGCCAAUCACCAAGAGCGAGAAGGAUUCCCUAGGCCUAGUCGAGAACGAGGAGAGAGGCUUGUCGCAGGCGCCGAACCGCACAGAGAUCUGGUCGAGACACCAGAGACCCAGGGCGCAGGCCAUGACCGGCCCGAGAUUCGAGCAGACCGAUUUCGACCUCCAGCCCCAACCGAAAGCAGCUAUUGAGCUCAUCCACAAGCAACCCGUGCGAUGGACCCACGACCGAGUGGUUGCAUGCGAUGGUGGAGGUGGUCCUGCGGGACAUCCUAGAAUCUUCAUCAACACGGACAAGCCAGAGAUAGCAGUGUGCACCUACUGCGGACUUCCAUUUGCCCACGAGCACCACCGAGCGCAUCUGGAAGCCCUACCUCAGACCUCAUACCCUCUUGCAUAG